Messenger RNA from Talaromyces proteolyticus, 1308 nucleotides. RefSeq names its product major facilitator superfamily domain-containing protein. Gene Ontology annotation, biological process: transmembrane transport. Gene Ontology annotation, cellular component: fungal-type vacuole membrane. Gene Ontology annotation, molecular function: transmembrane transporter activity. The record is from RefSeq and is a predicted model, not a curated record. The transcript has 4 exons. NCBI's taxonomy places the organism in Eukaryota, Fungi, Ascomycota, Eurotiomycetes, Eurotiales, Trichocomaceae. Bases 1 to 1308 code for a protein of 435 amino acids.
AUGUCUCUCUCCUCUCCCAAAGAGGCUGCUCCUGCUAGUCUAGAUGAUGCCGAGUCAUUGUCGAUUGAGAAAGUUAAGGAACAAGGGUCUCCUGAGCCCCCAGACCUUUCCGUCCCGAACUUCCCAGAUGGAGGCACGAAGGCCUGGCUAGUCGUUCUCGGCGCCUGGUGCACAUCUUUUGCGUCGUUUGGCAUUGUCAACUCUUUCGGAAUCUAUGAGACGCACUAUAUCCAAACUUACUUGUCUAGCUACCCCCAGUCGACUAUCGCCUGGAUUGGAUCCGUCCAGGCCUUCGCUCAAUUCUCGGCCACCUUGAUCAGUGGCCCAAUCACAGAUCGAUACGGUCCCAUGGUCGUCAUUUGGCCAUGUUCUCUUCUCCUCGUGGUAGCCAUGAUGCUCACCAGCCUCUGCACUGAAUUCUACCAGUUUCUCCUCUGCCAAGGCAUUCUUCUUGGAUCUUGCUGCGGGCUCAUCUUCGCCCCUGCCAUCUCUGUUGUAGCCCACUAUUUCAUGAAAAAGCGAGCCAUGGCCAUGGCUUUCGCCUCAACAGGAUCUCCCAUCGGCGGCACAAUCUUCCCUAUAAUCCUCACCAGACUCAUCCAAAUUCCCAGCGUAGGAUUUCCCUGGGCUCAGCGCGUCUGCGGCUUCCUCAGUCUGUUUCUUCUCAUCAUAGCCGCCGUGACUAUCCGUCCCACGCCUUUCAGGCGAAAGGGGCCCUUCAUACUCCUCGAAGCUUUCAAGAUACCUGCCUACUGCUUCCAGGUUGCUGGCUUGUUCUUUAUUAUCCUUGGCUUUUGGACUCCAUAUUUCUACCUCGCUGAGUAUGGUCUUGCACACGGCAUGUCUAAUACCCUCGCUUCAUACCUCUUUGCUCUGAUCAAUGCAGGCUCAUUUGUGGGCCGAAUGCUCGGCGGUACAAUUUCCAUGUAUAUAGGUCAAUUCAAUGUCCUCACAGCAGCAUGUUUCAGUUCUGCCCUGAUGCUGUACUGCUGGCUAAAAGUUACCAGCUCAGCUGGGCUUGUCGUGCUAUCGCUUUUUUUUGGAGGAACCAGUGGUAUAAUAAUCGCGCUGAUGAUGUCUACUCUCGCGCAUUGUGCGCCACACCCAAGCAAGAUUGGCACAUAUGCCGGCCAGUCGACUUUCAUAAUCGGCUUCGCAGGUCUUGCUGGGACGCCUAUUACUGGUGCGUUGAUCAGCAAUAAUGGCUACAACGCUGGUAUUCUAUUCAGUGCCUCGGUAUUCAUGGCCGGUUCAGUUAUUUUUAGUUUCGCAAGAUACUACUUCGCCAAAGACAAGUUCAUUGCUUGA